Molecule: messenger RNA, 6349 nt
Organism: Neurospora crassa OR74A
Lineage: Eukaryota; Fungi; Ascomycota; Sordariomycetes; Sordariales; Sordariaceae
Product: ubiquitin C-terminal hydrolase
Exons: 5
Coding region: 1212-5762 (1516 amino acids)
Biological process (GO): protein deubiquitination
Molecular function (GO): cysteine-type deubiquitinase activity
Source: RefSeq, a predicted model, not a curated record
GCCAGACAACGCCUAAAAUUCCAUUGGACGGAAUUUCCAUCACCCGCUCUCUAAGCCUGCCUAUUGCUCCGGCUUCAUUGUUGACAAGAACCUCACUGCAGGGCAACCCCAAAGAGACAACAGACCGGGCGGUUGUUGAUGUUUCUUUUAAAUUCGGUAUCAUUUCUGGCCACCACUCCAAAAAAGGUACCAGGUUCCCGUUUGACGUGACGCAACAAAUCUCCACGCUGUAACACCCGAUUCCCGCUACUUGGCCUCCGUCGCCUUUUCCGGCCCCAGCGUGCCCUUGCUGAUCGAUCGCCCGAACGAGUCCCGUCGAGGCGUCGAGUCCACUGGAAUCAAGACUGAAGAAGAAAAAAACGACACCCGAAAAAAAAACUUUAAAAAAACUUGAAAGACUGUCGGGCCAACCAGUCCGCCCGAUGCACCACGGCUAACCUAUCACGGACGCCACUACCCAGCGUCAACGCAACGACUCGCUUUCCCCAGACCCAGCUCUAUUGUCUGGCUUUGCUCCUGUCGUUUGUCAGUCAGUCAGUUCGUCCACGACCUGACCCUCUUACCUGCCUCAACCACUCAGCGCUCCGUCCGAGUCGCUCUACCGUGCCGUGCGUGACCACCUACUCUACCGAUUCGUCUCACUGGGUUGUCACGAUUUCCCCGAUCUCCAUCCGGCAUCCUCCACCGCGCGCCGUCCCCCACUUCCCACCUUCCAUCACACCGACCCAGCGCCUUCCGAGCUGCACAGGCAGCUCACCUUCACCACGUCUUCCUCAAAGAAACGGAGGGUUACCCGCCAGUCGACAAGGGAGCAGGGACAGGAAGGGUCUACCGACGCUGCCCUAGACGUGGUGCUCGCUACCGAACAAGAAGCAGAGUUCGACCCGGCCUACCCUUUUGACCACCAUCAGUCGACUUCCACAUCGGCCUCUGCCUCCAACACUCCAGCAUACAGCCGCGGCGACUCCUUACCACCAUCAGGCAUACCCCCGCACCUUCAGAGUCAGUUUAGCACACUGUCUGGCUCGGCGACCGACUACGUCUCUGCCGAUUCCGCCGCCAGUUCACCCUGCGCUGCCUCGGCCGAUCUCUCCGUUGACAACGACCGUGAUUCCGGACAGCUCUUCGACUCGAGCUCGACUUUGCAGGCUGCCAGUUGCGGGACCUUGAGAAGUCAGUCUCCCUUCAUCAAUACGCCCCACCGUGCGCUCAUGGGUGGCGCUUCAGAGCAGACACAUCGAUCUGGUUCUCCCCUGAAACGAAGAGCAUCCAGUAUGGAUCCAGAGUUUGAGAACGCGGACUCGCGGGAGGACGUGGAAAUGCUCACGGUUCCUGAUACCCAGCCGCAAGACCAACAGCCUGGGCAAGAUGUGGAAGAGCCUCAGCCCGUGGAAGCAGACGCCGUCGGAGGUACCAAGGUGCCCAUUGCUGAUAUGGAACUGCCCUUGAAGACAGAAAUCCCACCGAUCGAGCAACAGAUCAAGACGAUCGAAACACUCCUCAAGGCCUUCAAUGAUAGGGGCGCAAAAGAAGGAGAUGUGGCAUACUUAGUAUCACGGCAGUGGCUGAACAAGGCCCAGGCGUUCGGUGCUAAUGGGAAGCCUACAAGCAAGGAGCCUUCAGACGAGACUAUUGGGCCAAUUGAUAACUCGGAUAUCAUUCAAGCUAUCUUCACCGACUCCGCCGGCCAGCAGUGCGUGAAGCUAAAGCCGGGCGUGGGACCAGAGUCUGCUGAGCUGUUUCCCAAGGACGCAUGGGACCUGGUGCUGUCAUGGUAUGGUCUGGCGUCUGGACAGGCCCCUAUUGUGCGGAUAGCGCACAAUACCGCCCUUGAUGCUGCCAGCGAGCCCAACGUUCAGUUUGAGUUCCACCCCCCCGUUUUUACCGUUCACAGGCUAUGGUCGGCAGCGAGUCCUCUGCCUAUCGAACAGGAGAUUAAGCUGAAGAAGCCGCCACCGCCCGUCAUUGUCCAAAGCGCAUCUGCCUCAUUUCACCAAUUUCUUAAGCAAAUCAAGAAGCUGACUGGUGUUCCUAUGGAUCGUAAAGUCCGGGUCUGGCAGCGGUUGCAAACAAUUCCUGCCACAGAGGAGGCCUCGAAGCCCUCUGGUAUGGAGACCCCUCCAGAUUCCCCAGGGCGUUCCUCUAGCAUACCCAACUUCCUACCUAGGGCCCCUGGCUCCUGGCCGGAAAUGCUCGUGGAUGUUGAAACUUUCAGCCAACUAGAGCGUGGUGUGGAGCGCGAUCACCUCGCAGCAGAGGAUACCACAACCAAUCCCAACUACAACGGGAGGAAGAGUCUGUCAUUGGUUGGCCUUACUGUGGACCAAACCUUGAUCAUCGACGAACAGGUUGACCGAGAUGAUUACGUCUCUACAUUCUUCACUAAAAUGACCAAUGGCAACAAGACCGUCGGCAACGGCAUUGUCGCUCAGGCCCGUGGUACUGUCAGCGGACGUAACAGCCCGGCUCCCCCGAGUGUCCUCAAUAGGGGCCGGGUGCAACCCAGAUCCGGUCGUACGCCAGGGUGCGUUGGCUUGCAGAACCUGGGCAAUACAUGCUACAUGAAUUCGGCUCUGCAAUGUCUACGGAGCGUUGAAGAGUUGACCAAGUAUUUCCUCACUCACGAGGCCAAGAAAGAGAUCAACCCUGACAAUCCGCUUUCCCAUAACGGAGACGUUGCUAUGGCAUACAUGCGGCUGUUGGAUGAAAUAUACAAGAAUCCUGCGCCCAACUCGGUCGCGCCCCGUCACUUCAAAGGCAUCGUGGGCCGAUAUGCCCCCGCCUUCUCUGGCUAUGGGCAGCAGGACUCCCAAGAAUUCUUGGGUUUCUUGCUCGAUGGCCUACAAGAGGACCUGAACCGCAUCAAGAAGAAGCCGUACAUUGAGAAGCCAGACUCUACAGAUGACAUGAUCGGUAACCCUGCUGCUAUCAAAGAAAUGGCCGAGAAGGUUUGGGAUAUCACAAAGAAGCGUGACGACUCGAUCAUUGCCGACCUGUUUACCGGAUUAUACAAGUCAACCCUUCAUUGCCCUGUGUGCGACAAGAUCAGCAUCACAUUCGAUCCCUUCAACAACCUCACUUUGCCCUUGCCAAUGAGCAACGUCUGGUCCCGGACUGUCAAGUAUUAUCCCUUAAACGAACCCCCAGUGGAAAUCGUUGUAGAGGUCGAUAAGACGAGCGCUUUCAAGGCCAUAAAGGAGUUCAUUUCGACGAGAGUCGGUGUCCCCCCGGAGCGUCUUGUUGGAGGUGAAGAGUUCAAGGGUAAAUUCUUCAAGCAGUACGACGACAUGAUGGCGAUCAACGAAGAGAUUCAGCCGGGUGACGUUGCAGUGAUACAUGAAGUGGAAGCGCCGCCUACCAAUGUCAACGCAAAGAAGGCCAAGAAGCAGGUAUACAGGUCGCUGCUGGACGAUGCCGAGGAAGAGCCCGCUCAACCCACGUCGAAUCCCCUGGCGGAACGUCUCCUUGUUCCAGUUCUGCAUCGUACUAUGGACCCUAAUGGGGCCGGUGUCAGAUAUCAUAGGAAAGUAGAGGACAUCCCACCGCCACAUUACAUUGUGUUGACGCCUCAGGAGGCUUGUGAUGAGAAUAUCAUCCGCAGAAAAAUCCUGCAAAAGGUGGCCACCUUGUCUACGUGGUCGGAAUUCACUGCCGACGAAGAGGCAUCAGAAGCUACGGAUCCCGAGAUGGUCAAUGGCGCAUCGGAUAUUGACUCUGCAGACUCUAAGGUAGUUGCCAAGUCCGUCGAGGGCGAGGAAGAUAUUGUCGACGUGACGAUGGGCAACACUGGUUCUGCCAAACCAACAGCGUCGCCAGCUCCUCAAACUCUUCCGGCGCUCCUCAAGCGUUUCAAGUCGCAGCAGCCUAAGUGGUUAGACCCUUCAGUUUUUCUGAAUCCAGCCCUGCAGAACCUCUUUGCGAUGUCUUACUUUAGGGAGUUGCAUGGCGGUGUUCCUACAGGGUGGCAAAGCGUCAACGACACCAGCAAACACGAAAGACUGAGCUCGAGGGCCCCUAAGACGGAUUCGUCGGAUGUGGAGAUGCGGAGCCCGAAUGCAUUGGAUGGCUCGGAUGACAGCGGUAGCGAAGAAGCUUCUUCGGAACAGGUAGAUUCCGUGACACGGAUGGCCGAUGAGUCGAGCGAGGGCUCGGAUGCCCCGAAAGGAAGUGAUCGAUUCAUCGCUAGUCCUCCUAGGGGAGCAAAUGCCGUUCCACGAGGCAAAAACAAGAAGAUGAAAGCUGGCCGCACUUAUGGCAAGAAGGCUAAGAAGCGUUUUGAGAAAGAACAGCUGAGAAAACGGGCUGCGGCCGCCCAGCAACCCAUCGAGGUCCCUGAGCAAGAUUACCGUGUCGACUCCGAGGAAGGGCCCCUUGUGCGUCUUGGCGAAGGCAUCGUUGUGGACUGGUACGAGGACGCUUUUGAUACUGUCUUCUCCCCUGCGAACAGGACCUACAACAAGAUUGAGACUCUAAAUGACCCGUCGUUGGGUGCCAAGAAGAGGCAACGGGAGCUGCGUAAGAAGCACGGUAUCAGUCUAGAUGAUUGUUUGGCCGAGUUCGAGAAGGAAGAAAUCUUGUCCGAGCAAGAUACAUGGUAUUGUCCCCGUUGCAAGGAGCACCGUCGCGCAAGCAAGAAAUUCGACCUUUGGAAGACGCCAGAUAUUCUAGUCGUCCAUCUGAAACGCUUUAGCUCCGUUGGCUGGCGUCGGGAUAAGCUGGAUGUCCUUGUCGACUUCCCCAUCGAGGGCCUCGACCUCACCGAGCGGGUCAUUGACAAGGAAGACGGUAAACAGGAGAUCUAUGACCUGAUUGCUGUGGAUGACCAUUGGGGCGGCUUGGGCGGUGGCCAUUACACUGCCUUUGCCAAGAAUUUUGUUGAUGAUCAGUGGUAUGAGUUCAAUGAUUCAUCCGUUUCGAAGGUGACCGAUACCUCCAAGGUUGUCUCACCCGCUGCCUACUUGCUGUUCUACCGUCGCCGCUCAGACAAACCUCUAGGCGGGCCCAAAUGCGAGGAAGUCGCCCAGCGCUAUUCCCUUGACGACGAUGAGGAAAUGCUGGACUCGGGGGAAGGCCAGCGUCUCGGUCAUGGCUCCUCCCUUCGUGGGUCGCCGAGCGCUUCGAACGGAGCAGGUCAAACUCUCCUGCGAGGAGAAGUUGGUUCGGUUAGUGGCCGCGGUCCAAGUGGCGACUCCGAACUGCCCUCCUAUCAGGAAACCAAUGGCACGAUUACUGGUCCUGAGGUGCGGAAGAGCAUCGAGUUUGAGGACGAGGGCAUUGAUCUACCCAACUACGAAGCCGCGGGCAACAUGUCCGGCGUGGCCUCUGCUCUCCCCACAACCUGGAGCUUUGACAACAUUCCCAAGACCGGCUCCGAAGCGAGUGGCUUGGACGACGAGAUUGCGAGUGAUGUGGCACAAGGCGACAACUCCGGGGACGAUGCCUCGGUCUUUGCCGGUAUCAAUGAAUAUGGCUCCGCUGUAGAUUUCAUCGGACCUGCUGCACAGGACGACGAUUACUCGGCAUUCACUGACAAUGUCCCGCCGCCGCCGUCAGUGCAGGAUCAGGACACCAUGGACCAAAUCGCGCAGAUGACAUGGGAACACAAGGAGCAAGUUCAUGAGGUGUUCGUCAAUGGCGGCGCUGACAUUGACGACGAUAAGGUUGCGGAGAUUCACGUCGACGAUCACGAGCAGCAAGGACAAUCACCAGCAGUUCGGGAACCGCCAAAGGAGACGGAAGGAGGCGAUAAGUCGUCAGACUAGUGGCGUUCGGCUUCGUUCGCGACCGCAGCAUAGUUCAAUAGUUCAAUCGGCUGCUGUGACGUCUCUUGAAAGCCUCAAUCCCCUUUGUGAGAUCACACAUUCUUUUGUUGGGAAAGGGAAAGAUGUCAACACCUCGCUGAGUGUCAUCACCCAGUGUCUCUCUGGCACUCACCCUACCUUCAUGUUUUCUCCCAGUGUUUGCGCCGUGGCGGGCUUGCUUUUGUGUCACAAAAUUGGUAGGCUUGUUGAUCGCUGCUGUUGAAUAAUUUUGGGUUGUGCAUGGUCAUCAGGUAGAGGUUUCUGUUUGUCGUAUGGUUUGGUUUAGAUGAUUCAACAAGCGCAUUGUCACAUAACAUACAUACACAUACACACACAUAACUUUACAUACAUACACCUACAUACAUACAAUGAUCACAGCGAAGCCUGGAUGGAACCCUUUCCCAUUCGGGCAGCAGAAAUAGAGAAAGAGGAGGUCCUGGAAAGAGAGGCGGGAAGGAGUACAAUGAGGUUAGGGAACAUAAAAGCUUUUCUUAUGAGAACAUUGGAAGAUCAGGCUGGCCAUGAAUAAGAAAUGUCUGUCCAUGGUG